Aureococcus anophagefferens is the source of this 579-nucleotide messenger RNA. RefSeq lists its product as hypothetical. The record is from RefSeq and is a predicted model, not a curated record. The annotation marks the transcript as partial. NCBI's taxonomy places the organism in Eukaryota, Pelagophyceae, Pelagomonadales, Pelagomonadaceae. The transcript is spliced from 3 exons. Gene Ontology annotation, molecular function: calcium ion binding; calcium-dependent protein serine/threonine phosphatase regulator activity.
AUGCCGCUGCUCGACGCGCUGAUGGACCUGCUGCCCCGGAACGUCGGCUUGACUUUGAAGCGGACCUUCGGCCCGCGCGUCUACCACGACAACCGCGUCAACAAGUUCCGCGACACCUUCGAGAGCCUGGGGCUCGACGAGGCCGACGUCGCGCGGCUGCACGCGCAGUUCCUGAAGAUCGACAAGGACGGCAGCGGGAGCCUCGAGCUCUGGGAGAUGCUCGACCACCUCGACCUCCACCGGACCAAGUUCGCGAAGCGCGUCUUCUCCAUCUUCGACGAGGACGGCUCCAACGAGAUCGACUUCCGCGAGUUCGUCGUCACGCUCUGGCAGCGCGGCGCCGGCGCCCGACGCGCGCGGUACUGCACGCUCGGGCGCACGCAGCUCGUCAUGUUCGCCUUCGACCUCUACGACCGCGACUCCUCCACCUUCUCGUCCGACUUGGCACGGCACACGCCGUCGUACCAAUUGCCGUCAACGAGGAACUCGCAGCUCUCGCCGACGUCGGGCCAGCGAUCCGCGGGCGCGAACUCCGGCGACGGCGCCGGCGACGACGCCGGCGACCCCGAGUACAGCGGU